This is a messenger RNA of Python bivittatus (Burmese python), 2308 nucleotides long. RefSeq names its product SKI proto-oncogene (gene SKI). Lineage: Eukaryota; Metazoa; Chordata; Lepidosauria; Squamata; Pythonidae. Gene Ontology annotation, biological process: negative regulation of transforming growth factor beta receptor signaling pathway; negative regulation of BMP signaling pathway; negative regulation of transcription by RNA polymerase II. The record is from RefSeq and is a predicted model, not a curated record. Gene Ontology annotation, molecular function: DNA-binding transcription factor activity, RNA polymerase II-specific; RNA polymerase II cis-regulatory region sequence-specific DNA binding; SMAD binding. Gene Ontology annotation, cellular component: transcription regulator complex; nucleus; cytoplasm.
CCGCCCAUCCCGCCGCCCCCGCCGCCGGUGAUGCCCGGCCCGUUCUUCAUGCCGUCGGACCGCUCGACGGAGCGCUGCGAGACCGUCCUGGAAGGCGAGACCAUCUCGUGCUUCGUGGUGGGCGGCGAGAAGCGGCUCUGCCUGCCCCAGAUCCUCAACUCGGUCCUGCGCGACUUCUCGCUACAGCAGAUCAACGCCGUCUGCGACGAGCUUCACGUCUACUGCUCCCGCUGCACCGCCGACCAGCUGGAAAUCCUCAAAGUCAUGGGCAUCCUGCCCUUCUCGGCGCCCUCCUGCGGCCUCAUCACCAAGACCGACGCCGAGCGCCUCUGCAACGCCUUACUCUACGGUGGCGCCUUCCCUCCCGGCCGUUGCAAGAAGGAGCUGGCCGGCGCUGGCGGCGGCGCGCUGGAACUGGAGCUGGAGCUGACCGAGCGGAGCUUCAAAGUCUACCACGAGUGCUUUGGCAAGUGUAAGGGCCUCCUGGUGCCCGAGCUCUACAGCAACCCCAGCGCCCCCUGCAUCCAGUGCCUCGACUGCCGGCUCAUGUACCCGCCGCACAAGUUUGUCAUCCAUUCGCACAAAGCCCUGGAGAACCGAACUUGCCACUGGGGCUUCGACUCUGCCAACUGGCGAGCGUACAUCCUCCUUAGCCAGGAUUAUGCCGGCAAGGAGGAGAAAGCCAGGCUGAGCCAGUGCCUGGACGAGAUGAAGGAGAAGUUUGACUACAGCCAUCGGUACAAGAGGAAGGCGCCCAGGGUCCCAUCCGAUCCUCCUGUCCCCAAGAAACCCAAAGUAGAUGAUGCCCUACAGUCUCCCCUACUUGGCGAUAAAGAGAAACAGUCCAGCUGGUUACGAUCCUUGUCUAAUUCAUCCAAUAAGAACAUCGGGUGCCUCCAUCCCCGGCAGCGUCUUUCAGCGUUCCGGCCCUGGUCCCCCGCCGUUUCAGCCAAUGAGAAGGAUGUCUCCAACCACAUCCCCACGUUGAUCAGAGACAGUUUCUAUUCGUACAAAAGUUUUGAGAAUGCCGUCGCUCCCAACGUGGCGUUGGCCCCCCCUCCUCAGCCAAAGAUCGUGAGCCACCCACUGUGCGCCCCAGCCGCCUUGCGGAGCAGCGAGCCCCUGAGCAGCCCUCCCCAGCUAAGGAAAAGGAAACACGUCUCCGAAAAUCCAGCCGUCCCCGAACCGCCGCCCACCGCCGCCGCCGUGCCCGCCACCACCGCUCCCGCCCCUGCCACAGAAGAAGACAAGGAAUCCGAAGCAGAAAUAGAAGUGGAAACACGAGAAGAAUUCACUUCCUCCCUUUCCUCGCUCUCCUCCCCGUCCUUCACCUCUUCGAGUUCAGCCAAGGACAUGAAUUCCCCCAGCAUGCAAGUCCAGCCUGCCGCCAGCAACGUGUUUGAAGCGUCAAGUCACGCCGAGCCUCAGAAUGGCCCCAACGGGCUGGAAGCCGAGCUGGAGCAUCUGAGGCAGGCCUUGGAUGGUGGUCUGGACACAAAAGAAGCCAAAGAGAAAUUCCUCCAUGAAGUCGUGAAGAUGAGGGUGAAGCAGGAAGAAAAACUCAACGCUGCCUUGCAGGCCAAACGCAGUCUCCACCAGGAGCUCGAGUUCCUACGCGUGGCCAAGAAGGAGAAGCUGAGGGAGGCGACGGAAGCCAAGCGCAACCUGAGGAAGGAGAUUGAGCGCCUCCGCGCGGAGAAUGAGAAGAAAAUGAGAGAGGCCAACGAGUCCCGGAUACGCCUCAAGCGGGAACUGGAGCAGGCCCGACAGGUCCGGGUGUGCGACAAGGGGUGUGAAGCCGGCCGUCUGCGAGCCAAAUACUCAGCCCAGAUCGAAGAUCUGCAGGUGAAGCUGCAACACGCAGAGGCGGAUCGAGAACAGCUGCGCGCCGACCUAUUGCACGAGCGUGAAGCGCGAGAGAACUUGGAAAAAGCCGUCAAGGAACUUCAAGAGCAACUCUGGUCAAAGCAUAACGACCUGUCCACCAGCGCACACCCCCCCAACGACCCAGAGAACUAAGGGCCGGGCUGAAGACCAAGGGAGUAAUGCGCUCUUGCCUGUGGGCCAGGUUGCCGAUGCGUGCGUAGUAAGCGAGAAUGUGUGGGAAGAGGCACUCCCCGCCCCUGCAUGUGGCUAAACAUGGAUUUUGUUAUUAAUUGGAGGGCAAAUGUUACUCUUUAUAACAAAAGCACUGAAUUCUGCCUCUUUUUUAAUCCGUAUAGCACAACAUUUUCCUGUGCCUAUAACGUGAAAAGUGUUUAUAAAUCUAAACUACUCUUUUGAGUCUGCAGCAAAAAAAAAAAAAAAA